Messenger RNA from Leptopilina heterotoma, 1072 nucleotides. RefSeq names its product proteasome subunit alpha type-3 (gene Prosalpha7). Bases 139 to 903 code for a protein of 254 amino acids. The transcript has 4 exons. The record is from RefSeq and is a predicted model, not a curated record. NCBI's taxonomy places the organism in Eukaryota, Metazoa, Arthropoda, Insecta, Hymenoptera, Figitidae. Gene Ontology annotation, biological process: ubiquitin-dependent protein catabolic process. Gene Ontology annotation, cellular component: proteasome core complex; synapse; proteasome core complex, alpha-subunit complex.
CUUUCUUAAACCACGUGACCUCCAUUCUGACAAUUGAGUUUUGAUGGUUUAAUUUCCGCCUAUUCACGCCGGAUAGGCUAGUAAACAAUUAUAUUUUUCACUAAAUUUUAAUAAAUUUUUGACAAUUAAAAUACAAAUAUGAGUUCCAUUGGAACCGGGUACGAUCUCUCUGCGUCUCAAUUUUCACCUGAUGGCAGAGUUUUCCAAGUAGAAUAUGCCCAAAAAGCCGUGGAAAACAGCGGAACCGUAAUCGGCUUACGAGGAAAAGAUGGAGUGGUUUUUGCCGUCGAAAAACUCAUUACAUCUAAGCUCUAUGAAACGGGAGCUAAUAAGCGGAUAUUCAAUAUAGACAAACAUGUUGGAAUGGCGGUCUCUGGAUUGAUUUCUGACGCGCGACAAAUUGUCGAAACUGCAAGGUCUGAAGCAGCCAGUUAUCGUGCACAAUAUGGAAUCGGAAUACCUCUCAAGUAUUUAAAUGAACGUGUUUCAAUGUACAUGCACGCUUAUACACUCUAUUCAGCAGUACGUCCCUAUGGAUGCUCCGUUAUCUUAUGUGCAUUCGAAACAAACGGGCCUACAAUGUACAUGAUUGAUCCUUCUGGAGUGUCAUAUGGAUAUUAUGGCUGUGCAGUUGGUAAAGCGAAACAAUCGGCAAAAACAGAGAUAGAAAAAUUGAAAUUGUCUGACAUGACUUGCAAAGAACUUGUGAAGGAAGCGGCGCGAAUAAUUUAUCUUGUGCACGAUGAACUCAAAGACAAACAAUUUGAACUCGAAAUGAGCUGGGUUGGUGUUCACACCAAUGGAAAACACGAACGAGUUCCUUUGGAUAUAAAAACAGAGGCAGAAACCAAGGCACGUCAAGCGAUGGCUGAUGAUUCUGAUAGUGACACUGAGGACAUGUGAAGUGACAGAUAAAAAAUUGGUAAAAAUCGAUAAUCAUUUUUUUUUAUAUAAAUUAUUUUGCUCUCAUUUUAUACAAAAAAUAUUUUUGUUUUGUAUAAAAUGUUUGAUUGUUCAAAAUAAAACGUCUAUAUUAUUGAUAAGAAAAUCGAAUAAAUUCGUCUCGUUUAUA